AUGUCAGGACGAAAAUUGAAGUUUAUGAAGGAUUACUUAGCUGAAGAAAAAGAACAAUCUGAAGAAUCAUUGAUGAAAUUGAUUCAACAAGCAGAGUCUAUGCGUGUCUUAAUUAAUACAACAAAUUAUGAUUAUGGUCAAGUUAAAGCUAAAAUGGAUGUUAAAUAUGUACAUCGUCAACGUCUUGUUCAAGAGAUGAAAUCAGUCAAAGAAAUUGUUGAAUUAUAUCCAGCUUUGUCAGUGACUAAUUUGCUGAUUCGUGAAAUAAAUCUUCGUUCUGAUCCAUUUGCUGGAGAUAUUAUUGAAGCAUUAAAAUGUAGUUGUACAAAAUUAAUGAAACAUUUGGAACAUCAGCAAAGAGAAAAAAUUAAUGAAGAAGAACAACCAUUUUUCAUAUUGGAGUAUUUGAUUAUGAAACGUUACAAACAUUCAAAAAAGCUGUUAUUAAAUUAUGAAACAAUCGAUGCUUAUCCAAUGAUACAAAUACAAACAAUUAACAAUAUUAAAAAUUAUUCUAUUGUUAUAGAAUAUAAUAUACUUAUUACAACAAGUUCACACAUUGAAGCUAUGGCUAUUUUAAUUGGAUCAUAUGAAAUAUUUAAUAUUGAAUAUCCAGCAAAGAUUCGAGCAAUAUUGGAAGUCAUGAAUGGUUUUUUUAUUUAA
Messenger RNA from Rotaria sordida, 663 nucleotides. The record is from the annotation of a GenBank genome assembly. Lineage: Eukaryota; Metazoa; Rotifera; Eurotatoria; Philodinida; Philodinidae.